Molecule: messenger RNA, 3291 nt
Organism: Ctenocephalides felis (cat flea)
Lineage: Eukaryota; Metazoa; Arthropoda; Insecta; Siphonaptera; Pulicidae
Gene: e
Product: mycosubtilin synthase subunit C
Exons: 19
Coding region: 416-2986 (856 amino acids)
Source: RefSeq, a predicted model, not a curated record
ACGUCUUUUACAAUAGACAAAAAUAUUGUGCAAAAAACUUGUCUUAAAUUUAGUAUUUCGAACGGAUAUUUAUGUGCUCCUUGACACUGGUUAAAAACAUCUUGUGAAAGUGCGGUUUAUUAAAAAUGGUGUGUGAGUUGUGUAAGUUGUUUGCAGAAAGCUGAAAUGUCUUGGUCCUACUCAAUGUCUUCAAUGUUAAGGUGUUACGAAAUAAACCCCCAGACAGGCCAAAGUGCUAACUUAUACAUGGGGCCAUUAAAGGAUUAUACUUUAAGCCGACGAAGGGCUGUCUGAGAGGGUUGAGAAACCAUGGAGGGACAGGUCAACAUGUAUAAGGACCGAGGCAACCGUUGAAAUCAUCGAUCAGCCCUGAAGAGGGCGCCGUUCAUGAUUCGAAACGUCUGAUGGUGACAAAAUGGGCUCCUUGCCAAAUUUAUCGAUUUUGAAAGGAGAGCAUCGAAAUUUACAGCCAGAAUUACUAAAUAAGUUAUUUGAAAAAGUUGCGACGAAAUUCGGCGACAAACCAGCUUUGAUAUUUGAAGAUUCCAAAACGACGCACAUAACUAACUAUGCGGAAUUGAAUACAAUAUCUGAUAGAUUAUCCCAAGGAAUUUUAAAAACCAUAGACGAAGAAAACAUUUCUCCAAAUAAGGAUGGUGAUUAUUUAAUUGCUGUGUCUAUGACACCCAGUGAUAGAUUAGUGGAAGUAUUAUUGGCCGCUUGGAAAUCAGGAGCUGCCUAUUUACCAUUAGAUCCAGAAUUUCCUGAAACUAGGGUACAACAUAUUUUGAACGAAGCAAAACCGGCUUUAAUCAUACACAAUGAUAAAGGUGAAUAUUAUGGUGUAAGAAGUUUGUCAUUUGAUGAAGUAUUAAAUUUAGGAACAAACAACAAACAAAUAUUAAAACCCAAAACGAAUCAAUGUCCAGAAACAAGUUUAGCAAUUGUCUUGUACACAUCAGGAAGUACAGGGAUACCCAAAGGGGUCAGAUUGCCCCAUGCAGUAUUAUUAAAUCGUCUCCAAUGGCAAUGGAAUGUUUUUCCUUACUCGAAAACUGAAACUAUUGGAGUCUUCAAAACGGCUUUGACUUUCGUGGAUUCUGUCAGCGAAAUUUGGGGACCGCUUCUUAACGGUAUGGCAAUUUUAAUAGUGCCUAAGGAUGUAACAAGAGAUCCAGAGCGUCUCGUCAAAAUGCUGACACAGUAUAAGAUCGAACGAUUAGUCCUAGUACCAUCCCUUCUGCGAUCAAUGCUAUUUUUCCUGUCCCUUCAAAAGGAUGACAACCUUCUCUCCAGUUUGCGAUUGUGGGUAUGUUCCGGCGAACAAUUGGCAGUUUCUUUGGCUCAAGAAUUUUUCAAAAGUGUUCGACAUCCAAAACCAAUUUUGUGUAACUUUUACGGAAGCACUGAAGUCAUGGGUGACGUCACUUAUUACGUCUGCGAUGGAUUGGAUUGUCUUAAGGAUGCCGAAAAAGUACCCAUAGGUGAUCCAGUGGACAACACGAUUGUAUAUUUACUUGAUCCAGAACUGAGACCUGUGGCUGUAGGUGAACCUGGAGAAUUGUAUGUCUCAGGACUAAAUCUGGCAGCUGGUUAUGUUAAUGGACGUGAUCCUGAACGAUUUAUACCAAAUCCUUUGGCUAUUGAACCAGGGCAUUCAAGAUUGUAUCGUACAGGAGAUUUUGCCAGAAUCCAGAAGGGCACUUUGCAAUAUGAAGGCAGAACUGAUUCCCAAGUUAAAAUUCGUGGUCACAGAGUUGAUUUGUCGGAAGUUGAAAAGGCUGUUCUGAAGGCACCGGCUGUUUCUAAAGGUGUCGUCUUAUGUUAUCGUCCAGGUGAGAUGGACCAAGCCCUACUGGCAUUUGUUACUUGUGAAACUGAUAAAAUGACAGGACUACAGAUUGAAGAAAAUUUAAAAGGCUCCUUAGCCUUAUACAUGAUCCCACAGGUUAUUGUUUUGGAUUACAUUCCGCUUUUGGUAAACGGCAAAAUUGAUAGACAAGCUCUUUUGAAAAUGUACGAAAACACAAAUAAUAAUGAUGAUAGCAGUAUAAUAGUGGACAUAGAUUACUCUGGAAUUCCCGAAAAUAAAAUGGCAGCAGCAAAAGUUCUAUUCGAGACUGUUGGAAAUGUCAUUGGAAGGAGCACUAGGGCCCCCUUGAGCAAAUAUUCAAAUUUUUACGAAUUGGGUGGAAAUUCUUUGAAUUCAGUUUAUACAGUCACCCAGUUGAGGGAUAGUGGAUAUUUUAUUGGUAUAACUGAUUUCAUAACAGCAGAAAAUUUAGGUGAAGUUCUAGAUAGAAUUACAGGAUCUGAUACAGGUUUAGCAGAUACAAAAUUAACAGCAUCUUACACAUCAGCACCACUUUCUAUGGAACAUAAAGAAGAUGUUUAUCAAAUGGUGACGAAUAGUUUCUACGAAAAGGCUGAUUUAGAACAGUGGCUGAUGCCCAAUAUAUACAAAAGCGACUAUGCCGAAAUUUUGGACGCCAUUUGGGAAGCUCUUAUCGAAAAAGGUCUAAGUUUUGUUGUAAAAGAUAAAAGUGGUGAAAAUGUCGGAGUCGCCUUAAAUUUUGAUGCCAGGGGAGAACCUGAAGUUGAAGUUACUAGCAAAUUGCUGAUUGUCUUCGAGUUUUUGGAGCACAUCGAGGGACCCGUUAGAGAUGAACGACUUCCACCUGGUUUGAAUACAGUAUUUCAUUCAUUCAUGAUGGCCACAGCCUCGAAAUUAACAGCUCAACAAAAUAUUAGUGUCAUGCAAUUUAUGGAAGCAGAAGUUUUACGAACCGCCACUUCCAGGGGCUUCAAAGGCAUCCUUACUACAAAUACAAGUCCCCUGACACAGCAAUUGGGGACGGACGUGUACGGCUACACAGUAAUGACCGAUUGCCAAGUAAACCAAUAUGUGGCUCCUGAUGGAACCAAACCUUUUGGUGCAGCACCGGAUUCACAGAGGGCAGCAGUCUCUUGGAAAGCAAUUAACUAAGCAAAUCAUCUAAUAAUAAGGUGUGCAUUCAUCUUUUAUCUUUCGUUAUGUAAAAAUAUCAUUGUUAAAUUAAUUUAUUCAUUUUAUAUACAUUUUUAUUGAACUAUUGUAAUAAGAAACACAUCAUUAGAAUAAGAUAUAAAUUAGAUUUUAAUAAGUAAGGUGAAAGGUUUGUGCAUUUUUAUUAAAUAAUUUAAAUAUUUAGAUAUAGUGAGAGUUAGACAAGUUAUUAUUUAAGAUGAAAUUACAAUAAUAGUUAACAUAUAAUGAUUAAGGAUGGUUUUUAAUAUCGAUAAUAUAAAAAA